GCAGACGACAGCAAGUCGGGUGCCAUUGUUCAUCGCGUUUGCAACGCAACGACGACACCCUCGAUCCAAGCUCCGGUGAUUUGCCCACGCACGCGGUCAGGGCGGUGCAGGAGCGGACAAAUUCGAGAGGUGGUGCGAAUCAGCAAUUGGUCGGAGCACCACGUCGAUGAACGAUGGCUGGCUCGCGUUGAAGGGGGAAAAGAAACAAAGAAAUUCGAGUCCAGAGGAGGGCCAGAAGAGAAAACGAGCGUGAAACGAGAGGGGUUACACCCGCCGGGGACACCAAAGAGCGAUGCCCGCGGCGUUCGAUCCGGUUCGCGACUCAGUGCAGUCACCCACCUCGGAGACGGACCGACCUCAGAGCAGGAGACCCUCGCGGUCUGCAUCGAUUGCCGAUGUGCUCAACCAUGAUGACGAGGAUGGCAUAGCCGUACGCUCCCUCUCCUCAUCGAGUGGCGGACCGGGAGCAUCCAGCUCCAACGUCAGCUCAUUGCGAGCGGCAUACUCGCCCCCGAGCUACAUGGCCAAGCUGCCGCCCACCAUCGCAUCGCCCACCAGCUAUUCGACACACCUUCCCCACUCGUCUGGCAAUGGCGGCCCUUCGCAAAUGCCGCCCUUGCGAAACCAGAGGUCGCCUUCGCUCCAGCACCUGCUCAAUUCCGGUCCGAGCCCAGGCCAUUCUGCCAUGGCAGGUCCCUCCGGUCCCUCGAGUCCCGGAUCAGUCGAUGGGCAUUACGCGCCUCCAGCUCAUGGUCGAGGACGAGGCAUGUCGAUGUCUUCGGACGACCAAGGGGGUCACUCUCGGCUCAGGGUAGAUAGCAGUGACAUACCGCCAGACUACCACCACCGAACCUCGCCCGGGUUUGCGGGCCAGCGGCCGCCGAUGGGAAGCUCGCCCACAUCUCACUUUGCGAUACCAGAGGUGCCGAAUCGUUCCCCAGAGUCGAUACGGUCGAGAUUGUCGAUCCAUCGUCUGAGUCAGUCUCCUGGGACGGUGCCGGUGCCACUGCCGCCUCACCACAUUCCCUCGACCCAGCAUCCUUAUUCGAUGGGCCCUCCCCCGGCGCUUCCUCCACCUCUGCCUUCGCCCCAUUCGCAGUACCCUCAGCCACUGGCCUCUCCACACUCCCUUCCUUCUCCCCAUACGCAACAACCACCGCUUCCACCCCCGCAUCAGUACCCUGCCUAUGGACAUGCUCACGCACCGCCACAAUCUCCCGCUGGGCCUGGGACGCCCAUCUAUGCGCACCACCCGCGUUCGCAUCCUCCCCCUUCACAGCAGCUCCCAUCGCCCUACCAUCAUGGCCCCUCACCGGAGUCGCCACACACCAUGCCUCAGACGACGGAAGGCAGCUACUAUGCCCCGACUUCCGGCCAUCCUGGCUGGUCACAUACUCCUAGCGAGGGAGGAUCUCUCAAUAGAUCUUCCGUCGGACACGAUGGGAGGAGCGGCGCUUACUUUCCCGCACCGCUUCCCGCCGAGUAUGUGGCACCUUCGGUGAACCAUGCGAGCAGCUCACAGCCAGCCCUGCCUCCGGCGAAUCGACCGAUGGAGCGACUGGAGCCAUCCAAUUCCCCACCACAGGCCAAAAAGUCGAGACGGGAGAGCACACGUGAUGAAGCCAUGGAUAGGGUGCAGGCAGAGGGUCUUGGAGCAGAUGCUCAGCAGCAGCAAGAGCAGCACCCACCGCCAGAAGAGCUACCAGCAUCGACUUCUGCUGAUCCACCUCCAAAGCGAGGCAGAGGAAGACCGCCAAAGCAAAGGGUGAAAGAGGAGACAAGCACGGAGGCCACUGAGACGAAGCAGAGGAGAGCCUCGGUCGCAGAAAAGGAAGAGAAAGCAAUGGCAAAGGGUCUCGAGUCGGACGUGAAGAUCGAGAAAGAUGCUGCAUCAGAGCUUUCGAAGCCUGUACGGGGCAAUUCCGGACCAGACAAGCUGCUGCCGAUCAAAAACUCAGCAAUACCUAAAGAGGAAAAGUCGCCAAAGAAGGAGAAACCAGAAGACACUAAGAUGGAGGAGGUUGACGACGAGGUCCAAAAUGGAAAUGGGCCGGUGCAGAGCGACCUUGCGUAUGCGCCAAAGCAGCGCGUGUCAGUGCCCACUGUUACGCGAAUGCCACUGACCAGAGCAGAGGUGGACCAGCUCCGGGGAAGCUCCCAGAAUCCCCUUCGUCGCAAGUGGCUCGAUGAAAAUCCGGGCUCGUCGGAUGGAUGGGAGGUGAUGCUGGCCCGGUUCGCCUCAGAGGAGGGCGGACAGCUGCGCGCUCCUAAGCGCAAACGGGAAUCAACUACCGCUGUGGCCAGCCUUGCCAACGGGGAGGGCGAUGCCGCGUCACUAGUGGCAGCCCACUACAAUUCGCGAACGGAUGUCGGUUUGAAUGCACGUCGAGAGUCGCCCAUCUUGCCCCUCCGCAACUUCAACAAUUGGGUCAAGAGCGUCUUGAUUGGUCAAUUCUGUCAGCAUGGUGGCAAGGUGCUGGACCUGGGUGGAGGGAAAGGUGGCGAUCUGCAAAAAUGGGAAAAAGGCAACAUUUCUGAGUAUGUCCUCGCCGACAUUGCCGAGGUCAGUGUGGCGCAGGCCCGACAACGCUACGAGGAACGACGACUCCGAUUUCGAGCCAAAUUUUACGCCUUUGACUGCUUCAGCAACCCUCUUGCGGAGCACAUUGAACCGCAAGUGUUGCAGCGCGGCUUUACCAACGUCUCGCUGCAGUUUUGCAUGCACUACGGGUGGGAGUCGGUACCCAAGGCCAACCUCAUGCUCGAAAACAUUGCGCGCUACCUCGAGCCUGGCGGCCACUUUGUCGGCACGAUUCCCAACUGUGACGAGUUGCGAAGGAGGUUGACUGCGCUGCCUGAUCCUGCAUCGGCCGAGGAGGAAGAGGCGAACCCGACCAAGGGACUCAAGUUCGGCAACGACUUUUACCACGUCACAUUCGACCCAGCCCAGCGCGAUAAGAAGUACAAGGAUCCUCCUUUCGGCCACCGCUAUCGCUUCCACCUCAUCGACGCCGUCGAGGGCGUCGACGAAUACGUGGUGGACUGGGAACAAUUUCUGAGCCUGGCAGACCAGAAUGGACUGGAGUGCGUCUACAAAAAGAGGUUCGGCGAGGUGUGGAAUGAUGAAGGGAGAACGACCAGAUACUCGGCACUAGCGAGGAAAAUGAGAGUCGACGUGCCGUCUAAUGACCAACAGACGUUCCCUCCUUCCAUGCCUCCGGACCUGUGGGAAGCUUGCGACCUGUACAUCGCCUUUGCCUUUCAGAAAAAGAGUCGGCCGUGAUGAGAUGAGGGAGGGACACUGGCGGUCCUUUGCGUGCUCAUUGUUUAGCCAUUCUGUACUUUACAAAUGUUUCUUCUUCCUCUACGGUCAUUCAGCGGAAGCAGAUCAUAUCAAUCUGAUUUAACAUCGUCGAAUCCCGCUUGUGGGUCACGAUGACGACUGGAGUA
Molecule: messenger RNA, 3450 nt
Organism: Acaromyces ingoldii
Lineage: Eukaryota; Fungi; Basidiomycota; Exobasidiomycetes; Exobasidiales; Cryptobasidiaceae
Exons: 2
Coding region: 293-3283 (996 amino acids)
Biological process (GO): 7-methylguanosine mRNA capping
Cellular component (GO): nucleus
Molecular function (GO): mRNA 5'-cap (guanine-N7-)-methyltransferase activity
Source: RefSeq, a predicted model, not a curated record